This is a messenger RNA of Microthlaspi erraticum, 393 nucleotides long. The record is from the annotation of a GenBank genome assembly. Lineage: Eukaryota; Viridiplantae; Streptophyta; Magnoliopsida; Brassicales; Brassicaceae.
AUGAAGAACACCCAUUUGCCUGACGAACCCAAAGAAUCAAUCUCUCCGAGAUCCUCUCCCCGGAAACAAAACAAGGAUGACAGCAAGAUAUGUUUACCAGAGAGCAGUACGAGUCACCGGAAUAUUCAAGAGCAGCCGGAGACGUCGACGGUGUUGUCUGGACGUGAGAGACUGAAGAGACACAGAGAAGAAGUUGCCGGAAAUGUUCCCAUACCGGAGAGUUGGGGCAAAGAAGGAUUGCUUAUGGGAUGGAUGGAUUUCUCUACCUUCGACGCUGCUUUCACUUCUAGCCAGAUUGUCUCUGCUCGAGCUGCGUUAAUGGCUGAUGCCAGUGACGAUGUCGGAGCUAGAGGAAGUCGGUCUCAACGGCUCCGUGUUGAGAGCUCUUGUUGA